CGGACGGACGAUUUUUUACUCCUGAACAAGUGACAGUGAAAAAAUAGGGGAAUCGUUUUGGGGCACGUUAAAGUGUCUAAAAUUUGCAUCAUAUCAUAAAGUACUGCUUAAAGUUUCGGUCGGAAGUUUUUGCUGCUCCAUUGGAAACCUUUGGAAGUGAAAGCAAAGCACAUCGCUUGCAGCACACAAUAGUAGCAGCAGUAGUACAAAUUGAAUAGCGAAGGAUACUUUACGUGGGAAAAUUAGAAAAAAAGAAUUGAAUAAGUGAUCCACGCAAUUCAGUGCAAGACAGAGAAAGAAAAAUGAAACUAGUGUUAGUUUGACGGCGAAACUAGGGCGCACUAAGUAUUUUGAGACAGGACAGUAUCAGAAAGGGAGCAGCAAGAAAAAAAGCAAACAUGGCCAACCGAAGGCAAUCGGUCCGCAUUUUCAGUCUGUUGUUGAUCUUAAUACAACUGGAAGAACAGGUUCGGUCACAGCCAUCGGCCGAUCAGCAGCAGCAUCAGAGUGAACAGCUCGCUUUUGGCGCACAGGAGAUGUUCUCGCCUGCGUCGCAAACACUAAUGGACGAAAUGUUCCAACAAAGUGAUGGAGCUGUACGGGGAGCAAUCAGCUCAGCAGUAGCAGGAGAGAAAACGAGUCCGGAACUGGUCGGAAACUUGAUCUUUCAACCUAGUUUACUGGAUUUCGUCGAACGUUCUAUUGGCGAUCCGCACAAUCAGGUGGUGAUCCUGAUAAAUAAACACAAAAACCGUAGUGUAUUUCUAGGGUCAAUCUCUGGAAGUACACCCGUUUUCUACAGUUCAUACUUUAAAGAUAUGGUGAUUCCGCCGGAGGGUAAUACUACGUUUAACGUAGUGUUUUUACCUAGACGGCUCGGGGCCGCAACCGGAUCAAUCGAGAUUCAUACGUCUUUUGGCUUGUUGCAAUAUCAAGUUAAAGGCAUCGGCAGAGAAUGCCCGUAUCGACUGAGGCCACUUGUAAAUUUGGUGGCCCCGUUGAACGCUACAAUUACGCCGGAAAUUACCAUGUAUAAUCCACAUGACGUUCCGCUACAGAUUAUGGAAAUCUACAGCAGCGGAGGAAACUUUCAACUCGAACUGCCCAGUGGAGCACAGGAAGGUCCUCAGGCCAUGUGGGAAAUACCUCCACAUAGCACGCGGAGUGUAAUUCGGGUCAGAUUCCAUGGUAAAGCGGCCGGCAAUUACACGGCUUACGUUAGAAUCAAAAUCUCCGGCGGAAACCAUGAGCCAUCACUGGUAGACAAGAUGCUUGUGGUACCAAUUGAAGUUGAAAUCUAUAAAGAGACUGGGAUCUACUCCAAAGUACCUUUUAUUAAAUUUGACACCGGUCGGACAACCGGUAACAUCUCACAAAUGCACCUCAAUCUGACCAAUUCCGGUGAUCGAAAAGUGGAAAUUCAAGUAAUGGGCGUCUAUACCACUUCUGCGGAGGCUGCGGCUGCUUUUAAAUUUUAUGUAUCGAGUGACUUACAUCCCACCGCUGAAGUCAGAGUUGAUUUGUCAAAAAUACAUGCUGAUGGAGAAGUUAGUGGAUUUUUCUAUACGGAUUAUACGUUGAAUGAUCCUCCGGAUGACGUGGUGUAUAGCUGUGUUAUUUAUUUCACUUGCCUAGUUUUAAAACGGAACCUCAAGUACAAUGCAGACGCGCUAAAAUUUCUCACUUUUGUCGGUGGAAACGCAGAAGAGCAGCACAAUUCCCAGCUAGCAGUUCCACGGCCGCUAAUGGUGCAUAAUCAAUUUAGUGUGCCAUUUAGCAUCUCUAAUAUUUCAGUACCUGAGAAUUGUUCGAGCAAUUUUCUUAUCGAAGGCUUUCGACCGCGUGUUCUUCAGCCAGGACAAGAGGAAACCCUUCUCCGGAUAUCUCGGAUACUGACGGAUAAUCUAAAUCGCUCGAUUGCCACCUACAUCCGGUUAAUGACCAAUAUGUCAGACUUUGAGUUGCCCGUCUACAGCUAUACCGGGAAACUCAAACGUAUUUUACCCUUUUCGACGACGGAUUCUCGUUUGGCGGCUGACUACGAACAGCUAGAUUUGGACGAGCAGGAGCUUGAGUUUGGGAUUCUUCCGAUCUCGACAAUCGGCGAAACGUUGAUCGGCUUUUUCAACGCCAAUCCGGUGGAGAUUCCUAUACGCCACUGGAAAGGAACCAUAACUUCAGACGGUGCCGAGGGCACUUCAACGAUAACCGUAAUACUGCGCGGUUGCGGCCCCUAUGCUGGCGAAAAUCUUCUUUUCUGCCACUCGAUUAAACCGAAGCACUGGAUGGUUUUUCAGAUCAGUGUACAGUCCGGCACGACUGACAGCUAUCGGGGUCAGUUCAGUGUGACGACCGAUUACGAGGAGAUCGUGACCCCUAUCAGUUUCACCACCGCAGUCGGAAAGCUGGAGCUGAAUCGGGAGUUGCUGAGAUUUGAUAAUUGUUUUCCGGGAAAGCUCUGUUCGCUCAAUUUGACGGCCCACUCAACGUUCCUAACGAAAAUCCACGUUGAAGGCAUCAAAACCGACGUGGAUGGAAUAGAAUUUACCGUCGAUAGUCGCCAUCCGGUGAUACAUCCGAACACGGUGACCAACAUUGGAAGGUUGCUUUUCGAUCCGAAGGUGAUCUGCAAGCUGGAUUGCUACAGUAGCUUCGAUUUGCUCUCGAAGCCCUUUGGUGUCAAGUGGAUGGCGACACUGGACAGUUACGAACAGUACAGCCGCCUGGAUAGCGAAAAGUUGCUGCAGCAGCUCCGGCUGUACGCCGAGAUGAAACGGGCCUGGAAGAGUAUAAGGUUCCAGUUGACGACGGAUCCCAUUAGGAGAUUUGAGUUUAACGCAAGCAUUGAUCUAGUGUGGCCGAAAUUGCUCACAGAAAAUAUUCACUUUCCGACGCUGCAAGUCGAGCAAGAGGCAGUAAAACUCAUUACGAUCAACAAUCCGUCGGAUCAAAUUUUAUUUGUACAUCUUGUGCUGCACGACGUGAGUGUUCAUGGGAACAACAUUAGUGCCCUGCCCCCGGAAAUAUUGUCCGGGUGUGAAAAUUGUAGUCUUAGCGAGGAGAAUGUGUUUUCGUUCUUUCUAUUUGACUACGAUGACAUUUAUGUUAACUAUGUGAAGCCGAAAUCUUUUCUAAAGAUUGCAGUAAAAUUUACAUCGAAAACGCCGGGGACGUUCUCGACCAUUUUCUACAUGCGCAAUAAUCUAACGCUAAUUGACGCUGUUUGGAUUCAGGCGAGAGCCGUUGUGCCAGUAUUUAAAUUCGGUAAUAGAAAGCCCGGUUCUGCAACAGCGUUGCAGUUUGAGAUUACCGAGAAACACUUGAAGAUGUGUUCAAAGUUUCAAGAGCCGGCUACUGAGGAUGAUAACGAAAUAACAAUCCAAACGAAGCGGUCUUUCACGGCACGUAACAGCGGAGAAGUUCCGAUAGCGGUGUCCGGCAUACGUGUGGAGGAAAUAUUUUGCGAAGGCUUCGGAUUCAAAGUGUUGGAUUGCGCUCCCUUUGAGCUACAGCCUAAUGCGAGCAAAAAGAUUGAAAUAGCAUUCUCCCCGGAUUUUACCCUGGCACGGGUGACGCGAACUUUGAACUUCGAUACUAAUAUAAAUUUCCCCGUUAAUUUUACCCUUCUGGGAACUGUUCCAGCUCAUGGGUUAGAAUCUUGUAGUUUAAGUUUAAAAAGACCGUGGUUCGAAGGACUGCUCAGAGUUGUUCUAAUCUGUGUUUUGUCGUUGGCUUUCAUUGGAACAUUAAUUGCUGCAUUUAUAGACGCGAAUAAGGUGAUCAAAGAACACGUACUUAGUAUCUCUCGAGAUAGAGGACCGAUCCAACCUCCACUGGAUCUGCGGCAAAUUGCUUUGCAAACUUCAGCUGCUGCCAUCGAGGAUUCCUCGGAUAAUAAAUCAACUGGCAGUCAAAAUAGCCAAGCUAGAAAGAGCCAAAAUAACAACUCUAAAAAACGAACACCGGCCAAGGAGUCGAAUUCGAAAUUCUCAAAUGGCAACGCUAAUAAUUACAACAAAUCGUGGACUGACUUUACCUCGAAGCUCGGAAAAGGAGUUCACGCAAAGCAAACCAACGACAAACCUUCACCUGAGGCGGAUAAACGGUCUCAAAAAAGUCGACGCUCUAUUACUCCUCCUAAGGAGGAAACCCAACUUCUAACGCCGGUCUCCAACUGUGCACCAAGCACCAGCAUCAGCACCAAAGAACGAAAUCGACCACCGGCCGAGGAGGACACCUGCUCAACCGCAACGGAAAUUUCGGAAACGUCAUCGACAGUGUCCACCGCAUCCACAGUGUCCUCUGCGUCGUCAUCAGGUACAUCCGGUUACAAAGCGACAACAUCGUCAGAUAUUGCUAAAUCUCCCCGGACCGCGAACGCAUCGACCAAUCAUCAGCAUCACGCUCAGUCAAAAACUCCUACCAGUGACUUGAAACCUGACUUCAAUCCAACCAGCCCUAGUCAGAGUCAUAGUAUUAAUCAGCAACAGUCGAAGACUGUUCAGCAGCAACCGCAACAGCCGUUGGUGACUCAAACGCAAAAACUAAACGUUAAAAAAAGCAAAAGCCUGCCUGCCGGCUACGAAGCAGGAGCAUCGGCACUCAACUCAGCGAACGGCGGUGGCAACAACAACAACUACUCGCAACAAAAGCACGCAACUUCGGCUACUACUCCAGGUAAAGAAUCUAACAACGGUGGUCAUGCAUUACGCAAUAACACCAGCAAGAAUCACAGCAACGACAAAGGACCGGGAAAGUCGAAUAAGAGUGCGGACAAAAGGGAACACAGCGGCAAGGAAAAUGGCAAUGCAUACGCCGAACACGGUGGCAAGAAUGACUCCUCGCAGCCGAAGAAAUUCGGAAAGACACCCGGUCGCGAGCGCAAGUCGAACAAUCAAGGCAAAAAGGGUUCGAAAAAUCUGCAUAAGGCACAGGCUAUAACAUUCACUUCUGCUGGGACAGGAAAAUCUGGUGGCGGAUCGGGCAAUGGAAAUUCGACUGCUUCGAGCUUCUUUCUUCCCAGCAAUAACAUUUCGACCGGUCCACUGCCUGCACCACCGAAUGUUUGGGGUGAGAAUCGUGCCCGUUUUAGUGACGUCGUGGCUCAAGCAACGCUAGACAGAUCCGGCGGUUCCAAACAAUUCGACUCAAGUGGCAGCAGUUUUACAUCGUCCAAUACAUCUGUAUGUUCUGUUAUAUCAAUCAAGCAGCAACCACAGCAGCAGGAAGCUCCGAAAGCUGUGGGCAAUUUGUUUGGCAAAGCUAAAGACGAUUCCUUCGUUGGAAUGGAAAAAGAGUUAAAUGUUAAUGUUGGAACCGGUUUGGCCCCUAUCGGAACAUCCAAGAAGUCACCUUCUUCAAUUACACCAAGAUCCUGGGAACCAUUCGGAAAUGUUGUGAAUAGUCGGGCGCCAGCAAUGCCGUCUGUAAGUACAACAGAUGCAGUGAACUCAGCCAGUUACUUCUCGCAGUCCUUCAUCGAUUAUAAUCAGGCCAAUAGCAGCGAUCAAUUCCACUCCGGCGGCAAUGUCAGCAAUGGCAACCAUUCGUUGGCAGAUUUUCACUCUCAGCAGUCUGCUUUUGCUGGAAUGAAUGGCUCACAGGCGGCAGCAAACAAUAUGAUUUCGACCGGCUUGAAUCCCAUGAACGAUUUAAACCCAAUGAUAGUGGACCGGUCCAAUUGGGACGAUAAAUAUCUUUGGCAAAUUAUGCAUAAAGAUGAAGACAUAAAUCCCUCGACAACGGCGCAUUGGAAUUCCCUCUGGACAUCGCCUACAGUAUUCACUCAACCCAACAGCAACCCUAACAUGCAACAACAGCACCCUUCACAACCAUCUUCGAUGCAAAUGAAUUCUCGUUUGACAAACAAUUGGCUCAAUACGGCUGGAAGCUCCCGUUCGUCACAAAUGCCGCUCCGUGCCCCGCCUGGAUUUUCUCCUGUCAAGCCCACGCCUAAUCAAGCGCUGUUGGCUCAGGCUCACGUCCAGCAGGCACAGCAGGAUCAUCAAAAUAACGCAACCGGUGGAGCAACCUACGAUCCAUUCCGUCUAAGCUCGAUCUGGGCACCGGCCAAUACCAAUAAUGACGCGUGGAACGAUAAGGAAUAGAUUGGUGGAAUUUUGAAGCUACGAUUGACAGAAAACAGGACCGUAUAUGUUUCGAGAAAAGAACAAACCAAGAAGUAGUGAUUUGGCUGAGUUUUCCUUACUCUUUUACUCUUUGAACUAGUUUUAUUGAACCGUAGAUACUCAAGCAAGGUUUUCAUUUGAAGUAGGAUUUAUUUUUUUGUCAGUUUAUUUUGAACUGUGAUUAAACCACACGAGCCUAGUUACUAAUCACAAUCUGUUCUGUUUUUGCAUUGUUUCUAACCGUAUUGUUCUAGUUUUGCUCUAGAUCAUUGAUCUACACAUUAAAUUCACUAAUUUUUAUUUUUUUCGUUAGUCUCUGUAAGCUUUGAAUUUAGUUUUGUUUUUCGCUUCAAAUACUCUACGAUUAUAACAAACAGUAGGUUCUGUAGCAAGCAGAAAGUGAAUUAGAUCGAGAGCGCCGGCGGAAUUUGAAACGAGUAUUACAACAUAAAAUUGGAAGAACUACAAUUACAAAUGCAGAUUUAAACAAUAUUUAAAGUAUCUUUACAGAAAAAGACACAAACUAAAAUAAUAUUUUAAUAAACAGUUAAAUAUAGUAGGGAAAAGACAUACGGCUGCAGAAGCAGUUUGCUAUUGUAAUACCCUACACCAAUUCAGAAGCUUCAGAAAAGGCUGGUGACAUUGCUACCUAUACCACAAACAGCUGUAAAAUUUACUAGUUCCACUUUGCCUAGAAGUAAGUUCAUGAAUUAAGGAAACAAUUCAGAUUUUAAUUCGGCAUCCUGUGCUACUGUGCAUAAUACUGUCGGAACCAAAUGAACAAAGUACCUACCAUCGAGGUCUACACUUGAUCAAAUGACUCGUCUUAUCUUGUAGGUAAAGUGGUAAUAGUACAUUCAACGGAAAUUCGUCUUCAUUGAUAAAUCGGAUUUUAAACGCAGUUCUGUUGUUAAAAAUGUGUUAAUUUUAUACCUUGUAUCAAAAUGCAUGCAUUUUUAAGAACAGAAUUUUUGGCAGGAAAAUCAAUGUCAAUCAGGACCAAUUUGCCUCUAACGGUUGGAUUAUAAACGAAAAAACUUGGGCACGCUGAUGAUGAACUACACGCUAACGGACAAUUUGCUGAUGACGAUGAUUGGACACACACGUACUAGCGGAAGUGAAUAACAGACGCAACAAUUGAGAAAAUAAACAAGAAA
Messenger RNA from Sabethes cyaneus, 7285 nucleotides. It is a transcript of the gene Tmem131, whose product is annotated as transmembrane protein 131 homolog. The coding region runs from base 399 to 6107 and encodes 1902 amino acids. NCBI's taxonomy places the organism in Eukaryota, Metazoa, Arthropoda, Insecta, Diptera, Culicidae. Gene Ontology annotation, cellular component: membrane. The transcript is spliced from 4 exons. The record is from RefSeq and is a predicted model, not a curated record.